Molecule: messenger RNA, 825 nt
Organism: Pestalotiopsis fici W106-1
Lineage: Eukaryota; Fungi; Ascomycota; Sordariomycetes; Amphisphaeriales; Sporocadaceae
Exons: 1
Coding region: 1-825 (274 amino acids)
Source: RefSeq, a predicted model, not a curated record
AUGGACGGCAUCAGAGGCGGCUCCCCGACAAAGAAUUCGGGCGGCAACGAGUCACCCGAACAGCUGCUUGACGUUUUCCGUGCUGCUGCUCUGUCGGUGACAAAGCUUUACAAGACCUCGGCCGCUGCGCAAACAAAGGCUCGCAAUGACGGGUACCAAGACUGUCUAGAGGACCUCCUUAUCUUCCUGGACAAGCGAAACAUAGGCGUUGGCGACGGCGAGGGCUGGCAGAUUCGCCGAUGGGCCACUGAGAGAUUCGACCGCGAAGGCAUCUCACAGUCGAUCGAGAGCGAGGAUGAGGUGGACAAGAACGAGCCAGCCUCGUCGCCAGAACUGCACAGAGACAGCCACACACCACUCCCAUCAACACAACAUGACGCCGAGAUACGGAGAGACUCUGCACCUCCCGCAGCAGCUCCCGUCCCAACAUUUACGCUAGCACCUGUUCCAUCCCAGCCAGCAGACGUCACUUCAGCGCCGGCGCCGCUAGAAUCCAUCACCGUACCGACACAGGACAACUUUACCUUCCAGUCAUCAGUAGCCUACCCCCAAGAUACCGACCUGAGCAUGGCAAACCUUGACUUGUCAGAUUCUAGAACCAACAAUACCAACAACUCUUCUCUUCACCACGGUUCGGCCCGCCUCUCGCGGGCACGGAACAACAAAAACGGCCUGCAGAGAUCUAGAAACGUAGGUGCCAUAGGAAAAGGUGCUGGUUCGAAACGGAAACUCAACAUUGCCGAAAUCUUUGACGUUGGAAGCAUAGGAGGAAAGGACAUAUUUGGUGGUGGCAACGGUGGGGGGAAACGAAGCCGGCACAAUUAA